GGCAAAAGCACGCGUGCUAUGGGCAAAAUCUGUGCCUUUACGUGUCAGGAAGGACUUCCUUGCCUUUCACUCUCCCGUGUAGGCUUUAGGCUCGGCUAGCAGUAAGAUAUACGCGUAUAUCUACGCGCUACGAAAAGCUCUCAUCGCGCUCCCCUCUUCAUUUGCUUCCCUACUACAGAGUACAGACUCCAGAGCCAAUCAAUACACAAUGGGCAGCAAUGCUGAGUCAAUUCCUCAAGUCUCGCAAUGCACGACAUGUUUGCUCAUCAGAAUUCGUGAUACAUCUCAGAAAGCUAUCCCGAAGAAAUUUAAUGAGCCAUCUACCAGCGAUGCCGGUCCUGCCACUGAGUCUGAACUUGCCUCUUACUCCAAGCCAUUUGAACUUGAACGUGAGAGGCACCCGACAGUUUCUUACAAAGAUGCUGUGAAUUUUUUCUAUGGUGAACCAUCUCGAAAUAUAGAAUGGGGACCAGCAGACCCCAUAGCAAGAAUAUCCUUGGGUACCUUCACUGAAAUUGAGGCUCGAUCGGAAUGUCAUGUUUGCCGUUUCUUGUGCCAGUCCAUAUCGCAAUCAUCCUUUGAGGUAGAUGAUACUCGAAACGUCGCCCUUGAGCUGGGUAGAACUUUUCACAUGAGAAACUGCGAGUACCGAGCUGCUGGUGCCAUCUUAUACAAGAAUACGGAGGAGUUCCAGCAUCAUACACAUAUUGAGAACAUAAAAUGUCCCGAGUUGGCGGUCUUUGACAAGAAUGCUAUCAAGCCCGAUUUUGCAAAGCCCGAGGUCAAUUGGAAACGUCGUCGACAAUGGUAUACCGGACCACCAUCUACGGCAGGCAAACGCAACCCCAUCAAUGAAGUAUUGCCCAUGGGUUUCUGUCUGAUCAAUGUACCUGGGGCUUGCCUAGUCGAAACCGACGGUGUCCAAGUUCCGAACUACGCGGGUUUGAGUUAUGUUUGGGGCAAAUCAAGCGAGGAGAUCACAACAACAACAGAGAACUUUGGGAGUCUCAAGCUCCCAGGACGCUUUCACCAAAAAGGCGUGCCGCUUCUUUUCCGAGAUGCUUUCAAGGUCUGCUCCCAGCUUGGCAUAGAUCACUUCUGGAUCGACAGAAUUUGUGUUAUUCAGGACGACCAGAAGAGAAAAUCAGCUCAGCUUGAAGCUAUGGGACGGAUUUAUUCCAAAGCAAGCUUCACUAUUGUAUCGUCUCCCUGGUGUUUCACAGCCGGAACACCACCAAUUCAUAUCUCGGUUGGCGAUAAGAUCUUGAUACCCACGUUACACGAAGCUUCAACAGCUUCAACGUGGAAGACCCGUGGAUGGACGUAUCAUGAGGGACUUCUCUCAGAGAAUCUAUUGAUCUUUCGAGAAGAUAUGGUGUACAUGUAUAGCCGUGGCUCCGAGAAGCUUGUGCCCGAGGGAUUCAGAGAAUUCGCAUCCAUGAAGCUUGGUUACAUAUCUGCUUCUCUUGUUCCUGAAGACGAGCAAUACUCGGACCAAGUCAACGAACACUCAACAAGCUAUUGACAUUUGUUUCGGAUAAAGUAAAUCCAUUCCUUGGAGUUCUGAACAGCUUCGGCGAGCAUCAAUAUGGACUGCCCCACAGAAUACUCGACCAAGCGAUGUUGUGGCAUUAUACCUAUGAGCCUUCUCGUUCGGGCCCAAAGAACCCUGGACAGGAAUUUCCCAGCUGGUCUUGGGGAAGUCCCGAUAGAAACGACCAUACUGAGUUAGUUUGAGAUUUGGUUUUCUGGGCAUGUUUUGACCUGAAUGAGUGAAACUGCCUCCCUUCCUUCUAAUACACGCCAUUGCUCAGCAGACUAGAGUCACUCACAAUGAAGGUGAUCGGAAUGCGG
Molecule: messenger RNA, 1854 nt
Organism: Fusarium redolens
Lineage: Eukaryota; Fungi; Ascomycota; Sordariomycetes; Hypocreales; Nectriaceae
Product: heterokaryon incompatibility protein-domain-containing protein
Exons: 3
Coding region: 209-1525 (438 amino acids)
Source: RefSeq, a predicted model, not a curated record